Molecule: messenger RNA, 7686 nt
Organism: Penicillium riverlandense
Lineage: Eukaryota; Fungi; Ascomycota; Eurotiomycetes; Eurotiales; Aspergillaceae
Exons: 6
Coding region: 1-7686 (2561 amino acids)
Biological process (GO): secondary metabolite biosynthetic process; fatty acid biosynthetic process
Molecular function (GO): oxidoreductase activity; 3-oxoacyl-[acyl-carrier-protein] synthase activity; fatty acid synthase activity
Source: RefSeq, a predicted model, not a curated record
AUGCGCCUUCAACCGCCCGAUGGGGCUGGGACACCAGUCACCAAUGGGGUGCACGAGGAGGAGAUGCCCGUGGAUGCACCUAAGCGCAUGGCCAUUAUCGGCAUGGCCUGCCGCCUUCCGGGACAGGUGUCUACACUCGAUGACUUUUGGGACCUGUGCUCGCGAGCCCGGAGUGCAUGGUCUCCGAUUCCUAAGAGCCGAUUCAACGCCGAAGCUUUCUCUCACCCUAACCCUGAUCGAUCGGGCUCUAUCAAUGCCAAAGGCGCGCACUUUCUAGACGAGGAUAUUGGCUUGUUUGAUGCGCCUUUCUUUAAAAUCACACUCCAAGAGGCGCGUUCUCUCGACCCACAGCAGCGCAUCCUGCUCGAAUGUGUAUACGAAGCUUUGGAAAAUGCAGGUGUUCCAAAUCACUCUAUCGCCGGCCGAAACGUCGGUGUGUUCACAGGAGGGUCAUUUGUGGACUACGAAUCGAACAACAUGAAGGAUAUGGAAUCCGUGCCUAUGUACUCGGCCACCGGCACUGCUUUGUCACUGCAGGCAAAUCGCAUUUCCUAUUAUUUCGACCUGACUGGGCCGAGCGUCACGGUCGACACGGCGUGUUCUUCCAGUUUGGCUGCCUUGCAUCUGGCAUGCCAAAGUAUUCGCAACGGUGAAUGCUCCAUGGCCAUUGUGGGAGGUUGUCAUUUGAACAUAUUCCCGGAAGCAUUUGUUUCUAUGAGUCGGGCUCGACUUCUUUCGGAAUCCGGCAAGUCAUAUGCAUUUGACCACAGAGCAAGUGGAUUUGGCCGCGGCGAAGGUGCGGGGGUUGUCAUUUUGAAAUCCGUGGAGGACGCACGCAUAGCUGGCGAUAUCAUCCGAUCAGUGGUCGUCAACAGCGGUAUCAAUCAAGAUGGACGGACUAGAGGCAUUUCAAUGCCCAAUAGCGCCGCCCAGGAAGCCCUGAUGCGCCAGGUCUACAAGUCCGCUGGUAUAAGUCCGUCCCAAACAGGAUUUGUCGAAGCCCACGGAACGGGGACUAAAGUUGGAGAUCCACUGGAAGCUAGGGCGUUGCAGGCAGUCUUUGGAGAGGGACGCACACCGCGGCAACCGCUAUUUCUCGGCUCGGUCAAGUCCAAUAUUGGCCAUCUGGAAGGGGCUAGCGGUAUUGUCUCGGUGAUCAAGACUACCCUGAUGCUCGAACGGGGCUUUAUUCUACCCAAUUGCAACUUCGAGAAGGCGAAUGAGGAGAUUCCCCUGGACAAGUGGAAUAUGAAGAUUCCAAAGAAAUUGCAUCCCUGGCCACGGGGUAAAACCUAUGCUAGCGUGAACAAUUUUGGGUUCGGUGGAACCAAUGCCCACGUCGUCCUCGAGCGCGGUCCUCGGCAUGACGGCGAAGGAAUGCAGAACACAGACCCUCUAAAGCGCAAACUGUACAUUGUGUCAGCUCACGAUAAACGGGCAGCCUUGCAAAUUUCAAAAGAAUUGGCAACAUAUCUGGACCUCAACCCGCCGGCGCUCACGGACGGCUUGAUGGACAACAUUGCUUAUACCCUCGGCCAGCGGCGGAGCUUUCUCCCGUGGAGGGUGGCCAUAUCUGCAUCCUCAUAUAUGGUGUUGAAUGAAUAUCUGUCCAAAGACCCAGAGCCGAUUCGUUCUUCUCGCGAGCCAAAUAUUGGUUUUGUAUUCACUGGACAGGGAGCACAGUGGCACGGCAUGGGUAAAGAGCUCCUGGGUACAUAUCCUAUUUUUCAGAGGACAUUGCGGGCUGUGGAUACUUGUUUGAAGACUCUGGGGGCAAAUUUCUCCAUUACAGAGGAGUUACUGCUAGAAGAUUCGAACAAAAGCUCACUAUCUGCGGCCUACAUGAGCCAGCCGGCUUGUACGGCGGUCCAGCUGGCACUGGUUGACCUUCUUGCGUCUUGGGGUGUCCGCCCCAAGGCAGUCGUGGGGCAUUCGAGCGGAGAAAUUGCAGCGGCCUAUGCAGCGGGAAUCUUGGGAUUGGAAGAAUGCAUCCGCAUUGCAUAUUCCCGAGGAGUCGCAGCCAACCUUCUCGCAAACGACAAAACAGUUCAGGGAGCCAUGCUGGCAGUGGGCGCCAAUGCCGGGGAAGUCCAACAAAUUCUGGAUGCCAUGCGAGGCCAACGAGCUGUCGUUGCCUGCGUGAACAGCGAGUCGAGUGUUACAUUGUCUGGUGACCGAGAUGUCAUCGUGGAGCUCCAAGCCGCCUUGGACAAAGAGGGCAUAUUCACCCGCCGACUCCAAGUUGACGUCGCCUACCACUCUCAUCACAUGCAGCAAGUUGCCCAGCAGUACAAGUCAUUGCUUCGAAAAAUCGCACCUCGAGCGUCCGACAUUCCCUUCCAUUCAACGGUCCGCGGCGGCCUGGUUGCGGGAACUUCCUUAGAUGCCUCGUACUGGGUCGAUAACCUGGUCUCUCGCGUCGAGUUCGUUAAGGGCUUGCAGAGUCUGCUGGCAGACACACAGGCCCCUACCCAAAUCACCAGUUUGGUAGAGAUCGGCCCUCAUCCUGCACUUCAAACGCCAGUCAAAGAUAUUAUCCGACUACACGCGCCUACCCGGAAUGUACAGUAUUCACACACUUUGAAACGCAAGGUCGAUGCAAUUGAAGCCGUCCAGAAUCUGGCUGCCUCUCUAUUUGUCCAGGGGAUGACUCUCAACUUUGAAGCUAUCAACUUCCCAGAUCUCGGGCGAAGUCAAAGAAAACCCAACCUCCUCACCAAACUCCCAAAAUACCCCUGGAACCACACUGAAAGGUACUGGUUUUGCUCGCGCUUGGGCCAAAACCUGUUUCAUCGUCAGUUUCCGCGCAAUGAUCUCAUCGGCAGUCUUUGCAUGGAGAAUAUGGACUUUGAGCCUCGCUGGAGAAACAUCAUUCGCGCCGACGACCAUCCCUGGGUUCGUCAGCAUCGAGUCCAUGACAGCAAUGUCUAUCCCAUGACUGGAUUCCUCGCCAUGGCUAUGGAGGCAAUCUCACAGCAGGCACAACUGCAUCACAUCACACCAGGCAAAAUCCAUCUUCGUGAUAUCUCCAUUAGCCGUGUCCUUGCAAUCCCAGACAAUUCAUCGGUGGAAACUAUGAUCAGCCUGCGCUCAUGCCGAACCGAGCCGGGCAAGUCAGUUCGUGGCUGGCAUGAGUUCAAGGUAUUUUCUUGGGCUGAAGGCCGAGGCUGGGAUCAACACUGCAAUGGCUUUGUAAUGGUUCAAGAAGUCAAGGACGCAAACCCUGUGGAUGGAUCUCGGCAACAGGCAGCGGUGGACGCAGAACUCUCUCAGAAGGCAUUAGAAUUGCACGACUCAUGCAAUGUGCCGGUGGACAGGCAAACUCUAUAUGACAACAUCACACAGUGCGGUGUCGAAUAUGGCCCAAUCUUCCAUGGAUUGUCGAACAUUACUGCCAGCACAAACCAGCAAGCCAUGGCCACAGUGGUUGUUCCGGACACCAAAGCCUGCAUGCCAUUCGAAUAUGAAAGCGAUUGCAUUGUUCAUCCAGUAACCCUUGAUCGAAUUUGCCAACUGAUGUGGGUUCUCCGGGGAUAUGGCCAGCCAGACGGUCCGAAGACCACCUUUGUCCCGUCACAUCUCAAAAAUGUUUCGGUUUCAUUAACCCAUGAAAUACGCACUGGCACUCAAUUCCAACUCUAUGGCCAGCGAUCCGGGAUUGAUGCUGCAACCAACACCGAAAGCAACCGCAUCAUCGCGACUGAUCCCCACAGUUCCACAGACGUUGUCAUUGACAUCAACGGAAUGACACUUGUGCCCAUGUCCAACGAUAUCAAAGGCUCCAGGGACAAUACGCCUGAUCCAAUGUGCUACAAACUUCGCUGGGAGCCCUGCUUCGAGUUCCUUUCUGAAGGCGACUACCAAAAACUCCCCCGCCCUGAUACGGAUGCUGUUACUGGAGGACAAAGAAUGAGCCAACUAGACCGUGUUGCUGAGCACUACCUUCGGCAGGUGUUGCGAUCGGUGCCAGAGGAGGAGUUUGGGACCUUCCCAAGCUACCAUCAGAAAUUCUAUCGUUGGGCCCAGAAGACUUGCCAAGCGGCUGGACCAGCAGAUGACCUCUCGGACCAGACGAUCAACGAGUUGAGGACAGCAAAUGGAGCGGGCGAUCUGACAUGCAGAGUCGGCGAGCUUCUUCCCCAAGUUCUUCGCGGCCAGAUCGACCCGCUUAACGUCAUGUUGGAGGAUGACCGGCUCAGCAAGCACUACCAGGACCUCGACAGCCUCCGUGAAGCCUAUGCGAAUGCAUCAGUCUGCAUUGACAAAAUGGCCCACCAGAACCCCGAGCUUAAUAUCAUCGAGAUUGGUGCUGGAACCGGAGGCGCUACCUUGCCAAUCUUGCAAAGCCUCGGCGGAGGUGAAGUAGGUUCUACGCCUCGGUUUGGUCACUACACCUACACCGACAUCUCUCCAGGAUUCUUCGAAAAAGCAAAAACGAAGUUCGAGAAUUGGAACCAUCUCAUGACAUACCAGACUCUAGAUAUCUCUGCGGAUCCGACUAGCCAGGGCUUUAACCUGGGCUCAUAUGAUAUGGUAAUUGCGUGUAACGUCUUGCACGCCACUCCCGAAAUCAACCAAACUAUGGCAAAUAUCCGCUCUCUGUUACGACCCGGUGGCAAGCUGAUGCUCAUUGAAGAGACUGUUUCAAAAGCAAGGCAUUUCCCGUUUGCACUUCUGCCUGGCUGGUGGCUUGCCAGUGAUGAGAUUCGCAAGGACGGGCCGCUUCUUAACGUUGAGGGUUGGAGCAACGUGAUGAAGGCAAACAAUUUCUCUGGAGUUGACCUCUGCCUUGAAGAAUACCCGGGAGCUUCCCACCAGUCCGGAUGCCUGAUGAUGUCUACCGCCAAUGGCUCAAGAACUGGACCGACAAAUCCUGGAGAUGUAAUUGUUGUUGGAAUGGAUUCUAUCGGAAGCGUGUCUGCUCUAGCUCUGGAAGCUGGUUUAAAGAAAAUCACUGGUUCUGUACCAAUGACUAUCGACGACGUGGCCACCGCUGAUGUCGCAGGAAAAUGGUGUAUUUUCCUUGGAGGAAUGGAUCGGUCAACCCUGGCGCAUCUCACUCGAGACAAGUUCCAAGCCAUUCAACGCUUGGCCGGCCGAGCCAGAGGAUUGAUGUGGGCCGCCAGACACAACAAAAUCAACCCACGGUCUCUCGGUUCAAACAUGAUCAUUGGCCUUGCUCGGACAAUCAGGUCGGAGACUGGUCUGCCAUUCGUGACACUGGACUUGGGCGAGCGGGAGCGCAUGUCUGAUGCAGAGGCUGUGGAACACAUGCUCAAUGUAUUCAACAGCACGUUUUGCCGCAAGUCACAGCUCGUGCAGGGGGACAUGGAAUUUGUUGUUCGCAAUGGAAAUGUCUGUGUUCCUCGUCUUGUCGACAACCCGGCUCUCAAUUUGAGCGUUCAACAAGAGACGCAGGACACACCACCGCAAUUGCAGCUGUUCAAGCAAAACAGAGCGCUGCGACUGAGCGCAGGCGAAGGUCGUGUUCUGGAUGAGUUAUAUUUCACCGAUGACAUUGUAUACACCAGCCCGCUACCGGCUGACCACAUCGAGAUUCAAGUGCAAUGCACCGCCCUCAAUUUCCGAGAUGUCUUGAUGGCCAUGGGUCAGCUUCAAGGAGACAGGCUUGGCCAAGAGUGCAGCGGUAUUGUAACCCGUGUCGGAGCCGCCGUGACUGAUUUCAAGACCGGAGAUCGGGUAUGCGCAAUGUCGCCUGGAUCACUGUCUACCUACACGCGCUGUCCAGCAUCAACGGCAUGGUCAAUGCCAGAGAACAUGCCAUGGGAGGUAGCAGCAUCAAUUCCAGCUGUUUUCUGCACCGCAUACUACUCUCUGGUUGACCUUGGCCACCUGGAGCAAGGUGAGAGCAUCCUCAUCCAUGCUGCCGCAGGAGGUGUUGGGCAGGCAGCUAUCAUUAUUGCCCAGCGCAUCGGUGCCAAGAUCUUCGUUACCGUUGGAAGCGAAGAGAAGAAGAAGUUUUUGAUGGAUAUCUACCAGCUCAAAGAAGAUCAGAUAUUCUUCAGUCGCGACACAUCCUUCGCUCAGGGAAUCCACCGCGCCACCGGUGGACAGGGCGUGGAUGUUGCCCUCAAUUCCUUGAGCGGCGAUGCUCUGCAGGCAACUUUCGAGUGUGUUGCUCCGUUCGGUCGAUUCAUUGAGCUGGGCAAGCGCGAUAUCACUCAGAACUCACGACUGGAAAUGGGCCAUUUCAAUAAAAAUCUGUCAUUUGCUUCUGUUGAUCUGAACAUGGUGCGGGAAAAGCGGCCGCAGCUGCUGAAGCGAUUGCUACGUGAUUCUUUCCAGAUUUUCAUUGACUCUGGGGCCCAGUCUCACUGGCCCAUUUCCAAGAUUCCUGUCUCUGACGUCGAGAAUGGGUUCCGGGCGUUGCAGGGCGGGCAGGUUAUAGGCAAGAUGGUUGUUCAAAUGACGGAUGAUGCCAUGGUCAAGGUGUAUCCGCCCCGCAAGGAAGAAGCUCUACUACGGCCAGAUGCUUCGUACGUUGUUGUGGGUGGCACCGGGGGUAUCGGCCUCGAUCUUGCCAGCUGGUUACCGCAAAAGGGAGCAAGGCAUCUUGUACUUGUUUCCCGGAGUGGAGCAUCGACAGAAAUGGCUAAGAAGGCUGUCGAAGACCUCACUCACGCUGGAGUCACAGUGGAUGUUUGCCGAUGUGAUAUUGCCAACCAGCAGAGCGUGGACCAGAAGUUGGCUCCGUUGCUCAGCCGGUCACCUCCUGUUGGUGGUGUCAUCUACGGCGCUAUGGUUCUUCGGGAUACUCUGUUUGAAAAAAUGAGCUUCGAAGACUAUGAAACCGUUGUGCGCCCCAGAGUCCACGGAAUCUGGAACUUACAACGUGCCUUGCAGAACACCAAAAACAUUGAAAACAUUGAUUUCUUUGUGACACUUUCCUCCGCCGCCAGUUUUGUUGGCAACCUGGGCCAGUCUGCGUACAGCGCCAGUGGAACAUUUAUGGCGGCACUCGCCCAAUAUCCCGACACAGCGAAGAUGCCGUGUACAACGAUUGACCUUCCCAUCGUUCGUGGGGUGGGAUAUCUGGCAGACGACGAAAAGCGCGAGCAAAUAGCUGCGCAACUCGGCACCGAAUCUGUCGAUGCAAACGAUAUUCGCGGCCUUGUUGCUGCCGCAAUUCGAAAGGAAAUGCAGGAGACAUGCGACGGUCACUGCGUGGUGGGAUUUGACGGUGUCAAGACUACCCCAGCGACUGAGCAGCCAUUCUGGGUGAACGACACCAAGUUAUCCCAUCUCUUGCGUCUGUCAACCCUCGCCGAAGCAGGGACGCUUGCCGAUGCCGCGCAGGGCAGCGCGGACAUCUCACCCGCCUCUGCAAUCCGGCAGUCUCGAGCCCGCGAGAUCGCCUCUGCAGUCAUUGCCACUGCAGUAUUACAGAAAAUCUCCAGCAUCCUCAUGCGUCCUGCGGAAGAACUGGACCCAACAGUACCCAUCUCUGUUUAUGGGCUGGAUUCACUGGUUGCCAUCGAGAUCAGAAACUGGAUCACGCGCGAGCUGGAGGCCAAUCUGCAGAUUCUUGAGAUCUUGACAAGUGAUUCUGUUCCGGCUCUCGCUGAGCUCAUUCUCCGAAAGUCAGGCAUUUUGACUCCAGAAGUGAAAGUGGAGUGGGGAUUGACCAAGCCCGAGGUCCUGGUGAAUGGAGACGGAAAGCAUUGA